Messenger RNA from Clunio marinus, 201 nucleotides. Lineage: Eukaryota; Metazoa; Arthropoda; Insecta; Diptera; Chironomidae. The record is from the annotation of a GenBank genome assembly.
AUGAUGAUGACUAAAAAGGAUUUAAAAUUAAAACUUAAAAUAAGCGAAUUAAAAACAUUUAUAAAAAAAUCCAAACAAUUUGUAGAUCGCAGUCUAGAUUACUCCAUAAAAAAUUUAUUUCUAUCCGAUUUGCUAUCAUUAAAUGUUGAAUUUAUCCAGACAGUUAAUUUUAUGUUUUUAAUGUCAAAAAAGAAAACAUAA